Molecule: messenger RNA, 1341 nt
Organism: Striga hermonthica
Lineage: Eukaryota; Viridiplantae; Streptophyta; Magnoliopsida; Lamiales; Orobanchaceae
Source: the annotation of a GenBank genome assembly
AUGAAGCCUAGUAGUACUGCUUAUGUUCUUCUUGGCGCCUUUUUGGCCCUUCUCCUCAUCUCCUGUGUUGGUGCUGAUGAGAAAAAUACUCAAACUGAGAUCAAAACUGAUGACUCUAAUGAAGUAGCCGAUCAGAUGCAGUAUGGCGGAGGCUGGGGCGGCGGACGAGGCGGCUGGGGCGCUACGAACCCUGCCUUCCUUAUCCACCACCACACCUCCGUUGCCUCCGCCGUCCUCCGCUCGAUUCGCCACCGUAUCCCUCUAUUCCCUCCGUCCUUCGUUAAAAUCCGUGCUCAGUCCACUUCCACGUCCCACGCCGAGCUCGACAAUACCAGAACCGGUCGAUCUGGCUCGCUCGCUUCCCCUCCGGCGAAUAUCGAUGCUGCGCAGAAGAUUGACGUUAAUCCACCCAAGGGAACCAGGGAUUUCCCUCCUGAAGAAAUGCGGCUGAGGAAUUGGCUGUUUCAGAAUUUUAGAGAGGCUGAGGCAGAGCUGAUUUAUUCUAUUGUCACCUUUUUCAAGCGCAUUGGAAUCACAGCAUCAGAUGUUGGGUUUAAAGUUUCUAGCAGAAAGGUUUUGCAAGAAGUUCUAAGACGUUACUCCGUACCAGAAAAUUUAUUUGGCAGGGUUUGUGUAAUAAUAGAUAAGUUGGAAAAGAUUCCCAUAGAUGAUAUCAAGAAAGAGCUGAGGUCUGCAGAGUUAUCAGAAGAGGCUGUCGAAGAGCUAUUGGAAAUUCUUUCUGUGAAAUCUUUGACAAAAUUGGAAGUGAAACUUGGCGCUUCAGUGGAAGUCCUUGCUGAUUUGAAACAGCUAUUUUCACUUGCUGAAAAGUAUGGUUACUCUGAGUGGAUCCAGUUUGAUGCGUCCAUUGUACGUGGCUUAGCCUACUACACUGGAAUCGUUUUUGAGGGAUUUGAUCGAGAAGGAAAGCUGAGAGCAAUUUGUGGCGGAGGUCGAUACGACAGAUUACUCUCGACUUUUGGUGGCGAUGAUCUCCCAGCUUGUGGGUUUGGAUUUGGUGAUGCAGUUAUUGUAGAACUGCUAAAGGAGAAGAGACUUUUGCCGGAAUUAAGCCCUCAGGUAAGGAACAUCGUCUGCUCAUUGGAUCAAGAUUUGCAGGGUUCAGCUUCUUUAGUUGCUGCAAGACUGAGGGAAAAGGGCCAAAGUGUUGACUUGGUUUUGGAGAAUAAACCGCUUAAAUGGGUAUUUAAACGGGCGGCAAGAAUAAAUGCCGAGAGGCUGAUAAUAGUUGGAAGUGAAGAGUGGCAAAGGGGUAUGAUCGGCGUCAAAAUUCUUUCAUCUGGACAACAAUAUGAAAUUAAAGUUGAUGAACUUGAAUAA